This is a messenger RNA of Manduca sexta (tobacco hornworm), 1633 nucleotides long. RefSeq lists its product as uncharacterized. Lineage: Eukaryota; Metazoa; Arthropoda; Insecta; Lepidoptera; Sphingidae. The coding region runs from base 459 to 1172 and encodes 237 amino acids. The record is from RefSeq and is a predicted model, not a curated record. The transcript is spliced from 3 exons.
GUGAUUGUUCACCCAUUUUAAUUCGCGAAUACAUCUCUGUCACGUAUUUGUUAACUCCACAGGUAUAAAUCGAUAGUUAAUUACCGAACACGUUCAUUGUGGGUUGACAUUUUACUGACGGCACGCAAAUAAUUUCGAUUGUUAAAGAAAAUUUCUUUUUCAAUUUGUGUGUGACGUUUAACAUGUGUUUGGAUUGGAUUUUAAUGUGUGAUUCGUAUGUUUUUUGUUGAUAAUUUAAGUUGUUCUUUCGACUUUUGUGAUUUUUUCUUGUGAAACACCGGUUGGGUGUUCCGGUGUUCAACCUCGACAUUCCACCUCUGUACGCAAAAAUACUAGACGAACUAUCGUGGACGUUAAAAUUGAAGCUACUAAAAGACUUUGCAGAUGCUACAUCCACCACUACAAAAACAACUGAGACGACAAAGAGUGCACGGCGGGUUGGUUUGCAAGCUUUAGUUAUGGCCGAUCCAGACGAAUCUGGUAAUCAAGUAAAAGACAGGAAAACAAACGAUAAAUCGAUUUAUAUAAAUAAUGCAUUAGCUGAGAAAGACCCUUCCGAAUACUUAAGAACUGAUUCAUUUAAUAACAAGGAUUUUUUUAAAGAUGCUAGGUCUGUGUCUAGCAAUAUAAAUAUAGAUAAUGAUAAUAAAAACUAUUUUACUCAAGAAUCCGAUUCCCGACGAUACAUUCGAAAUAGGAAAGGCCAUUUCGUUAAAUCAAGAAAAGAUCCCAAGUACUAUGUUAGACAUGGAUCUCAAAGUUAUGGACGUCUAUUUAACAAUUCUUUGAAAAUGGGCAGAAGACAAGUGGGCGAUAUGGCGAACGUACAGCCAGCUGCUGAUGCUCCGAAUGAUGAAGAGAAUAUGAGGAUGAAGCUCUUCCGCCUUAUGUAUGAGACUGUAAGAGAUAGUGACUUGAAGGUUAAGAGAGCAGAGCUGAUCAAGACGCAUUAUCAUAACUCUAGUGCAUUUGACAUAGGGUAUCUAAUGGGCGACAUGACAGACAAAUACAACAUAAUGCAAGACAUUGCCACGACGUUGGAGCGGCUGUACCACGAAUGGAAGCCGUUGGAGCACAUCAACGCGUACGAGCAGAUCGCGAACCAGGCGAUCCAGAUCAGCCAUCUGAUUGACAUGAUGCGGCAUAUUAACAAGAGAAAUAGCACUAUGUAGUUAUUGUUAUGUUUUAAGCAACUCAUAAAACUAUUAUCGUUAAGAUUCAUGUUAAUUAAUUUAGUAUCAUAAGGGGAGAAGUGGUAUAACUACACUGUUAAUUGUUCACAAAUUAGUGACACGACUGAAUCAGGGCAAUAAAAAUAUCUUAUUGUAUUGUGAAGCAAGUUUUGCUUGUUUUUACGUUUGGAGUAAGCAAGUGACAUUUUUUUGCUGUUUUUUUUUUCUCCUUGCGUUAUUUGUUUUAGGGCAGCAUAUUCACGAUUCAUUGCCGGCGCGAAGUGCAGCGUCCACCAUGUGUCAAUAUUUUUCUUGACCUUAUAUAACCGAUUUUACAAUCGUCGUAUAAAAGCUAUCCAACAAACUUAUAAUCUCAAUAGAAAACACAAACAAUUAUUUAAUUUUAUUGUAACAUUUGCAAUUUCUAAUUUGUUCGUGUUGCAUUUAAUACAAUAAAUAUA